CACCUUAGUUCUCGUAUGCAGGAGACAGACUUCCCAGAGUCAGCUCUGCACAGCCAUCCUUGUGGACUUGUUUCCUCGUAAAAAAAAUUAACUGCACUCAAGACUGUGAAGUAUGGCAUUUGCUGAAGAAGAACAUUAACAUUAACAUUUGGAAUCAGGCAAGCUGAUGCUGCAAGAAAUUGAAAGCUGUAACUUUUGUCUGAGACUACAUGGGAGAAAUGAAUCUCUUGAUGCGUGAUCCUUUGGGAAUGAGGCUGGUUGGAUGAUGUUACGCUCUUUAGCAUUUCAAGUUGUAGAAUCAUGGCAGACGACGAAGAGGAGCUGACAGUUGAAGAAAGCGAUAAUCAAACUAUGUCUGCCAACUUAAAAUACCUUUCGCUGGGGAUAUUGGUCUUCCAGACAACUAGUUUGGUGCUGACUAUGCGUUAUUCCCGGACGUUGAAAGAAGAAGGGCCUCGUUACUUAUCUUCAACUGCCGUAGUUAUUGCCGAACUUCUCAAGAUUAUGGCCUGUAUUUUGUUGGUUUACAAAGACAGCAAAUGCAAUCUACGAAGUCUGAACAGAGUGUUGCAUGAUGAAAUCCUCAACAAGCCAAUGGAGACCCUUAAGCUUGCUAUUCCUUCUGGGAUUUACACACUACAAAAUAACUUGCUAUAUGUGGCCUUGUCAAACUUAGAUGCAGCUACUUACCAGGUCACAUAUCAGUUAAAAAUCCUUACUACGGCACUGUUUUCUGUGUCUAUGCUCAGUAAGAAACUAGGAGUAUAUCAGUGGCUUUCAUUAGUGAUUCUAAUGGCAGGAGUUGCAUUUGUACAGUGGCCAACAGACUCACAAACAACAGCAACGAAAGAGCUUUCAGCAGGGUCACAGUUUGUGGGCCUGAUUGCAGUACUUAUUGCCUGUUUUUCAAGUGGAUUUGCUGGAGUGUACUUUGAGAAAAUUUUGAAAGAAACAAAACAAUCUGUAUGGAUUAGAAACAUUCAGCUAGGAUUUUUCGGUAGCAUAUUUGGAUUGAUGGGUGUAUAUAUUUAUGACGGAGAACCUGUAUCAAAGAACGGGUUUUUUCAAGGUUAUAAUAAGCUAACCUGGAUAGUAGUCGUGCUGCAGGCACUUGGAGGCCUCGUUAUAGCUGCUGUUAUAAAAUAUGCAGACAACAUUUUAAAGGGAUUUGCAACGUCAUUAUCUAUUAUAUUGUCAACGUUAAUCUCGUACUUUUGGCUGCAAGAUUUUGUCCCUACAAGUGUUUUCUUCCUUGGAGCUGUUCUUGUAAUAGCUGCGACAUUCCUAUAUGGCUAUGAUCCAAAGCCCGCAGGGAACCCUAUCAAAGCGUAGCAAGCUCUACCACAAAGGACCAUUUUGCCAAAACUGUGCAUUAAGGACUUCAGAAUAAAACUGUAUGGAGGACCAUUGAGCACAGGAAAGGAAGAGUUUAUGCUGUAUUGGAGGAAUGAUAUCAAAUAAUGGUUUAUAGAAGACCAAUGAGGGGAAGAUGAAAAACAGUGUGUACCUCCGGAAAAGAAGAGAGGCUGAAAGUAAAACUCAAAGGGAACACAUUGCUUCUAGGACCUGCAAUUAGAAAUGCUUCCCACUUGAACUCUUGAGAUUAAAUCAGAAUGAUUUACUGGCUUUGACUGCUACAGAAAUGUCCUAUGCACUCUUCUUGCAAAAGCACAUGACAACGUCUGUUGAAUCAUACCUGUUUUUGCAAAUCGACUGUUUCACCUUAGUAUGUUUUUAAAACAGCUGCAUAAGUACCAAAUCAAAGCAAAAGAAAAGAAAUAGCAGAAGAAUCUUGUUCUACCGAGACAGUUCUGAUUAGGUAUUCCGAUUCAAAAACUUGCAAGAUAUUAUUGAAUAAAUUUCCUUUUCAGAUUUUUAAUAUUUUAUAUAGAAAGCUGAAUUAAUAAACAGAAAUUGAUGUUGUAAAACAUCUAUAUAUGUUUCUUAACAGUGAUGACCAAUUUCUUUGAUAAAUUCCAUGAGAGGGAAAAUUUAAUACUUUUAUUAUCAUUUGUAGAUUAUGUCAAGAGUGUUGUGUAGAUUGUCUGUUUAUAGUGGUCAGCUCACACAAAGCAUGCUGACUGCACCUUUCUUAUUUAUUUAAAUGGAGACCACACUGAAGACCCACUGAAACAAAUGGAGGUGGCAUAGCACCCAUGAAAUUGUGUUCAUUCUCAUACAGGUUGAGGAUCCCUUACCCUGACAUCUGAAAUAUUCCAAAAUCCAAAAAUGUCCAUAUGAGUGGCGAACAUAGUAGCACCUUUACUUUCCGGUUUUUCAGUGUACAUAAACUUUGUACAUUGAUUUAAAAUAUUGUGUAUGAAUUACUUUCAGGCUAUGUGUAUACAAAACAUCAAUGAAUUUUGCGUUUAGACUUGGGUCUCAUCUCUCAGAUAUCUCAUUACAUAUACGCAAGUAUUCCAAAAUCUGACAAAAAUCCAAAAGCACUUCAGAAAGGGAUGCUCCAUCUGUAUUUAGAAAAUGGCCACAGGGCGAGUGAUAGUGCCAUUAUUGAUUCUGAAUAUGGGUCUGUUUGUUCAAAGAACAAUUACUUUUCUUGACAAGCAAAAAAAAUAUUGUAAUUAACAUACAGUACAUUUUGUUGUUUACAAAAUUUAUUUGAAAAUAUUUUUAAAGGUAUUUUUGAGAUUUGCCAGGCAAUUGUUUACAGGUACUGUAUUAUAUGAUUCCUUUUGGAGCUAUGGUUAUAUAUCAUCUGUAUAUACUGUACAAUAUUACAGAGCUUUUUUAAAAAGUGGAAUGGUGUAAUUAAAGUAAUUCAGUCCACUUUGUAAAUUCCCUUUUUAGAAAACACGUCAAUUGCAUUAACCAAGAAAUGAAGAUUGUUAUUGUGCAAUAAUGACAGGCUUCCUCCUAGUGGGAGCCAAGGGACAACUACAGGACCCCAUGCACCCUGUGAGCAUUCUGGUUGGGAAAAUGUUGAAUGGGUUCCACUGGGAAGUAAUUGUGACCAGUAAGGACUUCAUUGGCUAUAUGAUAAUCCUUAUGAACACACAUAGUUUCAGUUUCAUACCCAUUCUUUUUUGGUGGCUUCAAGACAAAACAUUUCUUAAAAUACCCAGCAUGAUGCAGAAAUAAUAUCUUGCAAUAAAUGUAUAUUGAGUGUUUCUAUGCAUUUUAAUGGUGAGCUGUAGUGAGUGAGCCAAGCCCUCUUAAGAAUUGAUGCUGGGAUCUUGUGGCCAGACCAAUGGGAGGUUUGCCAACCUGAUGUGGUUUGCCGUGCAUAUAAAGUUAGACACCUAGAACGGUGGAACCCAUAUCCUCUCUUUUGGAAUUUGCUAGAUCCUCCAUCUGAUUCUCACUUCCUCUGGGUCCUCCAGCACAGCUCUGUAGUUCGGUGGGACCAGAAGUGAGGUAAUUCAGUGGUGUAACCACAGUCAGUCCAACAAUGUAUUCCUCAUAGAUAUGGGGGUCAUACUGUAUGUCCUUGUAUUAGCUAGGUUGCCUUGUGUGACUCCAUUUAAAAAAAAUGUGGCCCAGUUUCAUGUAAGCAAACCUCUUAUUAAAUGUCUUAUGGAAACAUCAAAACCAGGGAAUACACACCUAUUUAACCUUGCAUUUAAUCUGAAACAUAACAGCAAGAACAACAAGAACAACAAUAAUACUUUUUCUUUCUUACCCGUUUAUCCUGGUGGGGUACAACAGGAUUCAAAACAAUAGAUAAAUACAAAACCCAACAUAGAUUAAAAACACAUAGACAAGAUUACAGCACACAUAAAAAUCAAUAUCUAUUAAUUAAAAUGCAUAGGUUAAACGUGUACAUCUAAAAGCAUGGCCUUGUGUAAGAGACUAGGGGUCUAAGAGUAUUCAUAUGACUCUUUAGUUAUGUUGUAACCAUGAAUUAAACCAGUUAAUGGUGUUCAGGUACUCCAUGAAGUUCUUGAAUUUUUCUGAAAUAAUUUAUAAUGUCUCAUCAGAAAUAAACUUGCAGUUUCUCAAGUCACUCCUGACAUGAAAAAAAAUAUCAGAAGUAAAUCAAAAGGACAUAAGUUCUAGAUAAGCGUGGACAGGAUUGCAGCCUCACUAACAAUAUUUGUCAAGUCUUUCUUUUAGUUAAGCCUCCAAAGAUGUAUACAGAGAUGUCACAGCUCUUCUUUUCAAAUUAAAUGUUAACUAUCACUUACAUGCAGUGUCUCUAUCACUAAUGGUUAACAGAGAACAUAAUUUAUGUUCCAGGCAUUGGCACUGGUAAAGGGAGAAAUUGCCAAAGAACUUGAAAAUAUUUUCCAAAAUGGCAAGGAUGACCUGAUUCCUCAUAUUUAAUAGAAAAUAUCACACCAUUUUGAGUUUAGUUUGUCUAAUUGUUUAUAUUUUUUGUAUUAAUAAGAGCUGUUGUGUUUCAUGUUAUGGUCUGAAAGCUGAUGUGUGUGUGUCAUCAAUUAGAUCGUUGCGGUAUUAUCUUAACGAAAACUUCAUGUAUUGUUUUGUGUGAUUACUAGUUAGGUAGUACAGGUAGUGAUUACACAAACCCCAGAGCUCUAGUGCGUAAUAAGGGAUUUAUUUUGGCUGCUUUCCUGGGAGUUUGUUGUCUAGCUGCUGCAGUUUUAAGUUAGCCUCAAACUGCAUUAAGUGGUUAGUGUAGAUGGAGCCAUGGCCUAAACUCCUGGAACAUCUAACUCUUCUUAUGGAACGGAAUUGGCUUCAAUUGUUUACAUGACUAUCAUAUUCCCUGGGCUCAGAUUCUCAUAGCUAAGGAGAGUUUCUCUUUGGUCAGAUCUUUUAGACUCAGUCAUUCAGAAUCCCUUUUUAAUAAUGCUGAGAAAGAUGUGUGAAGCAUCACCUGCAUCUUGACAUGUAAGCUGUACAACACACAUGGGAUAAUAGAACAGCAAUUUUCAUUCCCUGUAUAGGGUACCACUGAUGCCCUGAGUUUUAGUUCACACAGCCAUGGACUCAUACAUGUAUAACAAAUAUAUAGUUCUCAAAUAUUAAACUGAUAAGAAGAGAUACUACACUUGAUCAAAGACAAGCAAUGUAUCUGUACAUGUAUCUGUAAGUCAGCUCUGGUAUACUUGAAAUCCACCUUGGGAACAAAUACUUCACUAUGACAUAUGCUUCAUUGUGAUGAAUGCGCAGGUUUGGGGUUUUUUUUAAUUUAUUUUGCAUCUUGUGUAGUUUGCGUAUUUUAUCACUAUUGCAUAUCAUUUUUAUGAAAGUAUGUGUGUUUUCAACACCCCAAAAGGAAUAGAAAGACAAAAUUACAGCUAAUUGUAAUUGAUUUUAGUCUGCAGGCAAGUUCAACUUGCCAUUUUUAUAGCAGUAAUAAAAACUUACAUGGCUAGCUUUCUGAUGAAUAAACAAAGCAAACAGUGCAAAUCUAUACUGAUAAAUCCAAAAGAGUAAUUUCAUUUAUGAUCUCUACCGGAGCCGGUGUGGCGCAAUGGGUUAAACCCUUGUGCCGGCUGAACUGCUGACCUGAAGGUUGGUGGUUCGAAUCCACAAGACAGGGUGAGUUCCCAUCAGUCAGCUCCAGUUCCUUUGUGGGGACAUGAGAGAAGCCUCCAACUGAAUGAUAAAACAUCCAGACAUCCUCUUCCUUGCAUUCAUACUUCCUUGCAGACGGCCAAUUCUCUCACACCAGAAGCAACUUGCAGUUUUUCAAGUCGCUUCUGACACACACACAAAAUCUCUACCAGUCACCAUACUUCUUUGUCUUGUCAAUUUUUGUCUCAAAGUCUACAAUAAUUGUCAAGUCAAGGGUCCAGUUGUGGAGUCAACAUCCAUCGGCUCCUGAGCAUAGCUUUCCACCAAAUUCACUGGUUAUAUUUAAGCAGAUUUAGCUUAGACAUAGGUUUAGGAGGGUUCAGAAUUGGUUUUACAGGUUGGUGGCCCAUGUGUGCCAUCUCUCUACUAUUGCCUUUUCAACUGUUUUUAUGUCUGUACAAAAUGGAUUGUGUGUUUGGUUGCUUUUUAAUUACCAUUGCUUUUCAAUUUUGUUAUCUUUGUGUUUUUAAGAGAUGUAAUUUUAUGAUUAUAGUUCCAAGUAUGUAAAAAUCUAUGUAUGAGAGGGCUAUGCUCACAUUUUAUAUAAAUCGACAACUCUUCUUUGAUGUUUAUAAACUCUUGAUUGAUUUAUUAGCA
Anolis sagrei ordinatus is the source of this 6102-nucleotide messenger RNA. RefSeq names its product solute carrier family 35 member A3 (gene SLC35A3). The record is from RefSeq and is a predicted model, not a curated record. NCBI's taxonomy places the organism in Eukaryota, Metazoa, Chordata, Lepidosauria, Squamata, Anolidae. Gene Ontology annotation, cellular component: Golgi membrane. Gene Ontology annotation, biological process: pyrimidine nucleotide-sugar transmembrane transport. Gene Ontology annotation, molecular function: UDP-galactose transmembrane transporter activity.